AUGACUCAGGUGCCUGCUGACUACCUGUCAACCACCAGCUCCUACAACUAUGACCCGCCCCUCCCCGCCGUGGCUCGGGCCAGCACCCUCUCCAGGAUCCCCCCGGCCAAAAAAAUAACCUUCUUCAAGAGCGGGGACCCUCAGUUUGCAGGGGUCAAGAUGGCCAUCAACCAGCGGAGCUUCAAGAGCUUCCACGCGCUCAUGGACGACCUCUCCCACCGCGUCCCGCUGCCCUUCGGGGUCCGCACCAUCACCACCCCACGAGGAAUACACUGCAUCAGCGAGCUGGACCAGCUGGAGGAUGGAGGCUGCUACCUGUGCUCCGACAAGAAGUACGUGAAGCCCAUCAGCAUCGCCUCCGGGGGACACCGGCCGGCACCGCCGCGCAAUGGUCGCCCCUCCAGCACCGCGAGGAGGCCGGCCCAGGAGGGCAAGCUGGAAGAUUACCCCACACCUUUCACUCACCAAGGGCCCAGAAUACCCAAGAAGAUCACUCUGGUUAAGAACGGGGAGAGCGGGUUUCGGCGCUCCAUCAUCCUGAACCGCAGGAAUGCGCGGAGUUUCAGAACGCUCCUGGAUGAGAUCACGGAGAUCCUGCAGUUCCCGGUGAAGAAGCUCUACACUGUGGAUGGGAAGAAGAUCGACAGCAUGCAGGCCCUGCUCCACUGCCCCAGCGUGCUGGUGUGUGUCGGCCGCGAGCCCUUCAAGCCUGUAUCCAUGGAGAAUCUGAGGAAGCACUCGGUGGAGAAGCUGCCCAACCUGCCUCCCCGCUCCAACAAUGGCAACAAUGUCAACGAGAACAAUGAAAUGAACUUCGGACUGAAAGCCAAAAAAAGCGUUAUCCACCCGCGGUCAGCAUCCAGUAACAGGUCGAUGAGAUUUUCCUUGUCAUCAGAGAAGUCAUACCCCAAUGGCCUCGCGGCCUCUCCGGACAACGGGGCACCCUUCUCCAACGGCUGCUCUCAUCCAAAAGGUGGGGACCUGGUCCAGUCCUUGGUCAACGACGACAUCGAGAAGCGGGUCCACGUGAACAAGGACGGGAGCUUGUCCGUGGAGAUGAAGGUUCGCUUCCGCCUGCUCAAUGAUGAGACUUUGCAGUGGUCCACCCAGAUCAAGAAGUCCAACCUGAUGAACCAGCUGCCUUGUGAAGAGUCAGGAAUGGAGGAGGACAGCGGAGUAGAUCCCCUACAGAAAAUGAACCCAGAAGCCAGCUCGGAGGCAGAUGAUUCCUUAUAUCCCUGUGAUAUCGAUUCCUACAUGUCCAAACUUGAGGAAUCGGAGUGUGACGAGGCCCACUGUCACAGCUGUGGGAAGAAACACCAGGACUAUGACAUCUGGAAGAACCCCAUGCACAUGUCCCAGAGGGAAGAGCCCAAUGUGAGAAGCACCUGGCACACGCGGUCGUCGUGCUCCAGCACGUCUUCCCGGAGGAGAGUAGUCCACAAAAAAAUGACGUCUGUGGAUAGCGUCCACACCACAUCCAGUGAGGAAUUCUCUGAGCACAUUGUGAGAGAGUCCUCAUCCUACUCAGAGACUAUAAAGAACAGAGUGGCGUAUCGAUCUGUCAAAAAGUGUAUGUGCAGAAGUGAUUUAUCUACCGGCGCUUCUAAUGGAGAGGAACAGCAGGAAUACACUCAGACAAGCACAGGGAACAGCCAGAGGCGUUCGUGCUUGGGCUUGAUGUCACAUUCGAGCUGUGAAAACAACCUGGAUACCCAAGACAGCCCUGAAGACCAGGAGAUCACCAAAAUCAUUUCACAAAACGAGGAUGCAAAUUGUUUCGAAGCUUCCUCCGUGAAGUGCUUGAAGGAUGAUGUGGAAGAGGUUGAAAGCAGCAGAGUUGGGAGUGUCAUGUCCAGGUCAUCCCUGCAGUCCAGGCAGAGCAAGAAGAACGUGUGUGAGGAAACAAGCAGCGUGGGCAGGAGCUUGUCCUCCUCAAGCCUUCAGAAGGCAAAUCAGGGAGACAACAGUCAGUGCUCCACCCCUGCCAACAGCGUGCACAGCAAGUCCAGCGUCUGCACCUCACCAAAAGAAAAGACUGAGCAGGGUGACCCCUCUGAUGACAACCCAGUGGUGUCCUCUUUCUCCAGUGAGUCCUGCCCAAAGAAAGAGGCUGAAGAUGUGGAAGCAGAGCAGGAGGAAAGUGAAGUCAAUGAAGUCAGCUCAGUGUCAGCAAAAACAAAGCCAAGCCAGUCAGUCAGGGGGAAGCCAAAGAGAAAAAAUCUGCGUUCAACCAUGUUGAAGAAUUCCUCCAUCAGCAGCAUCGGCACCGAGUCCGUGCUGACCGCAGGAAAAGAGCAGAAAGAAAUCGUGGAUUCCUCGAAAGCAACUUCCUAUGGCUCUAAAUCCGCUGCAACCAAAGAAAAUGGUCAGAAUAAUGAAGAGGCUGAUGACACCUGCAACAAAAAACCAGAGGAAGAGGUAGAAGACACAGGCGUUCAGGAGGAAGGAGGUGAUUUAAUGCCUUCAGCUCUACCAAAUACGUCUCCAGAAGAGGUUGUGCAAGAAUGGCUCAGGAAAAUCCCUUCAGAAACAUUGCUUAUGAAAUAUGAAAUGGAGGAUGGUGGAGAAGAGGAAUGUGCAGAGUCAACCACUGAGAAUGAGGAGGAGGAGGAGGCUGAAAAGGACGAAGCAAAGGAUGAACUGGAAGAAGAGAAAGCAGAAGACACAGCCAUUAUUGAAGAGGCUGAAGAAUGCAUGAACCAGGAAAAAAUCUCUGAGGUCAUACCCGAAGCUGCCGAAGCUGAGCAGGAAGAAUGCAACAAGUCAGUCACAUCCAACCAAAAUAACAACAAGAAAGACCUGCCAACCUCUGUGCAGACAUCUGUCCAGAUCAUGAAGGCCUUGCUCAGUUCAAAGCACGAGACCAAAUUUGACCGAUCAAACAGUUUGCCCGAAGUGUCUCCCACAAUGGGGAGAAAACUGAGUAACUCCGCCAACAUUUUGAUUUCUUGUCUUGCCAGCCUCCAACUCCUUGAUGAAGAGUCAGAGGAUCCAUCAGAAAACUCAAAACAUUUGAAUAAAUCAAGGUACACGGAGCUGCUAAAUAUUUUUCAAGCCCUGUGGUUUGGGUGCACCGCUGAAAGGAGCGGCUCAAGCUCAGGCCAAGAGGCAAGCAAGCUGGCAAAGCCAGUGUCUGGGUCUAAAGCCCCCAAAUCCAUGGAUCACACCUUCACUCCCAGGUCCUCCUCUGGGGUUGAUGUUUGCAGUGGCUCUGGUGGCUCAGGAGAAGAGUGCACAGCUGGUGCCACGCUGGUGGCACAGAAAACCAUGGAAUGCAAAUCAGCCGAGCAAAUGGAAGACAAUGAGACUGGCACAGAACUGACUGAGGCUGAGGAGCAAAGUAAAGGGGAAGAGCGGCCAUCCCGCCCUUCCACAGCCUGCUCUGAGGCAAAAGGUGAGGAAAAAACAGAGUCUGCUAGAGAGGAGUCUGUAAUCCAGGAGGAAGAAGAGAACAAGGAGGAUCAGGGCAGCAACUGUGAGCAUGGCCAGGAGGAAGGGGGAGAAAAUGAAAAUGAAGAAAACAAACUAGCUGAAACUGGAGAACAGGAAGAAGCUGAAGCUGUGAAUGAUGAAGUCCCACAAGAAAACCAUGAAGAGGAAGCUGAUCAGCCAGAGACCACUGGCGAUGCCAAUGUUGGAGGUGCUGAUGUCAGGACAGAACUGAAAGAUGAGUUGCAAGAGGAGCCUCAAGAAGAGUCUCCAAAUGACCCCGAGCCCAAAGUCAAUACAUCCACCAGUGUGGGCACAUCCCUUGUCCAGCAAAGGUCCAUGGAUCCAGACCCAACCUGGGUCCUGAGACUACUCAAGAAAAUCGAGAAGGAGUUCAUGGCUCACUAUGUCAAUGCCAUGAACGAGUUUAAAGUCAGGUGGAACCUGCAGGACAACCAGCAGAUGGACGCAAUGAUACUGGAGCUGAAGGAGGAGGUGAGCAAAAGGAUACAAAAGAGCAUAGAGAAGGAGUUGAGGAAGAUCAAAAGCAGGGCUGGAAGGAGGAUGCCGAGACCUCCAGAGGAGCCACCCACACGAGAGUCCAAACUCCAAACUGAGCAGAGGAGAUGGAGACUGCAAACUAUGCAUAAACAAUCCCUGUUUGGGGACAAGAACGGUGCCCAAAUGAGGCUGGAGGAGACGUCAGACUUGUCAUUUGAUGCAGAUAAUGACUUCAACCUUAGUGCAGCUUUGGAGGACAGCAUUAGCAAACAAUCCAGUGAGGAGGAAUAUUGUCCAUGUGACUCCUGCGUGAGGAAAAAACUGGCUUCCAGGCCUGCCAGAGCCCCUGUGGUGGCCACCAAUGCCCCAGUGAUGAAAGCCUUUGAUUUGCAGAAAAUCCUGAGGCUGAAGAAAGAUAACGAUGAGGAAGCCAUUGUCGCAGAAGCAGCCCAGGACACCAAAACACUUCCCAAUGGUCUUGUGGAGGAAGAGGCAGAAAACGAGGAGAUGGAUGAGGGGCAGCCUCAGGCAGGUGAAACAGAAGCGAACGAUGAUGAAGGAAAAGAGCCAGAAUUAAAUGAAGAUGAUGAUGCAACAUUGAAUGGAGACGGAGAAGAACCUGAAGUAGCAGAGAGUCAAAACACUGAGGUGGAGGAUGAGGCCAAAACUGAAGAAACCAAAGAAGAAGCAGAAGAAGCAGAAGAAGGAGGGGAAGAAGCAAAAGAAGAAGAAGAGGAAGCAAAAGAGGAGGAGGAAGAGAAAGAGGAAGAAGAAAUGGCAAAGGCUGAAGAAGAGGAAGAAAUUAAAGAAGAGAAGGAGGAUGAAACUAAAGAAGAUGAGGAAGUAAAAGAGGAAGAAGCAGAGGAAACUAAGGAGGAAGAGGAACUAAAUGAGGAGGAAGAGAAGGAAGUGGAAGAAGAGGGAGUGAAGGAGGAGGAAGAAACAAAGGAGGAAGAAGAGAAGGAAGAAGAGGAGGAAGCAAAGGAAGAAGAAGAAGGGAAAGAGGAAGAGGAAGAGAAUGAAGGAGAGGAAGAAGCAAAAGAGGAGGAGGAAGAGGCCAAAGAGGAGGAGGAGGAGGAAGCAAAAGAGGAGGAGGAAGCCAAAGAGGAGGAGGAAGAAGCUGAAGAGGAGGAAGAGGCCAAAGUGGAGGAGAUAGAGACCAAAGAGGAGGAGGAGGAAGCAAAAGAGGAAGAGGGGGAAGCUGAGGAAGAGGAGGAAGCUGAGGAAGAGGAGGAAGCCAAAGAGGAGGAGGAAGAAGAAGGGAAGGAGGAAGAGGAAGAAGCAAAAGAUGAGGAAGAAGAAGCAAAAGAUGAGGAGGAGGAGGAAGGGAAGGAGGAAGUGGAAGAAGCAAAAGAGGAAGAAGAAGCCGAAGAGGAGGAGGAAGAAGCCAAAGAGGAGGAGGAAGAGGAAGCUCAAGAAAAGUCCAAAGGUGAAGAUGAAGGUGAAAAUGAAGCUGAAGAAACAGAUGAGCCAGAGGAUGAGGAAGUUGUGGCUGAUGAUGAGGCAGAGACAUCAGAAUGCAAAGGAGAUGCUGAGGGCUCUGGAACUGACAAAAAUCCUGAAGAAGAUGCUGCAGAAGAGAACGAAGAAGCUGAGCAAGAUGAAGCUGAGGCAGAAGAAGAUGCAAAACCAGAGUCCGGAGAUGAGGCUGAGGAGAAAAACAGUGAAGGAGGCGAGAAACCUGAUGAGAAUGUUGAGGAACCCACCGGUGAUGACCCUGAGAAGGCACAUGAAAAACGUGAAGAUCAAGGCAACAACAAAGUUUCUGAGAAAGCCUCAAAGACCAAAGGCAAGAAAACCAGCAAGAGGUUAGAGACUCUGAAAAAAUCCACAGCCUUUUCUUGUUAUUCUUCUGUGGGAAACUUCUCACAGCAAUCCCAGAAGGGGUCUGAUGAUGAAGAGGAAAGAGCAGAUGAAGAGGAAGGAGUAGUUAAAGAGGAAGGAAUAGCUGAAGAGGAAGUAGCAGUUGAAGAGGAAUGCAAAGGUGAUGAUAGCCCCACUAGCGACCACCCCAAUGGAGAGGUUCGAAGUGAUGAGAGCUCCAAACCCUCCCAGAUGUAUCCUGACAGUGAGGAAGAGGAAGAGGACAAAGAAUCUUCAGGUUCUGAUCCUGUGGGAGAUGAGGAGCAGCCAGAAGCUGAAGGUGCAGAUCCAAAGGAGGCUGAAAACACAGAGGAAGUUCAGGCUUCUAAAAAGAAAGAAAACUCAGAUGAGAUUGACCAGGAUGACCUGGACUUCUAG
Molecule: messenger RNA, 6174 nt
Organism: Prinia subflava (tawny-flanked prinia)
Lineage: Eukaryota; Metazoa; Chordata; Aves; Passeriformes; Cisticolidae
Gene: RP1L1
Product: RP1 like 1
Exons: 7
Coding region: 1-6174 (2057 amino acids)
Biological process (GO): axoneme assembly; intracellular signal transduction; photoreceptor cell development
Cellular component (GO): axoneme
Source: RefSeq, a predicted model, not a curated record